UUUGAUCAAGACACAAAAAUCUUGGAGUGUUUCGAUGUCGAUAAACAGAAUAUAAAAAAUAUCUUAUAGAUUCUCUCUAGAUAAUUAAGCAAUUAGGAGAACCAUAUUUUUCUUGAGCAUAUAUACAUCUGCCUUAAAAACCAAUCUUGCAGUAACUUCUUAAGAAUCUCAAAACUUACUUUUUUUUUUCUUGUGACUCAAGCAAAUUUAAACCUCUGUUCUCUUCUUUUGAUGCUUGGCUUUAAAGAUGAUAUCACGAGCCCACUCAGUGCUCAAAUCUUCGAUUUCUGCGAUCCACAACUCUUUCAAGAAACUUUCAAUCAAACCUCUGAAGUCACAUCUUCUUCAAACGUUCUUGAGAAAUCCGGAAGCUUCCAAUCCAACACUAACACAACCACAACAACUGAGAACAGUAACAACAACAAGAGCAUAAGACUUCAAGACGAUGAAGAUGACAACAACAACAACACGGAUCUGUCCAUAAUCUUUGACUCACAAGAAGAUUUCGAAAACGACAUAACGGCUUCAAUCGAUUUCUCAUCUUCUUCACUGCAGUAUCCAGUCAUCGAUCAACUCCUCACGGCAACGAGCCAAGACCAGUUUGAUUUCUCAUCAGGACUCCAAGUUAUUCACCAACCUCCUCCUAAUAACAUUUCUUUCUCUGAGGACCCUCUGUCUCUACCGGCGGUUUCCUCUCUAGCUCCUCCUCCUUUACAAUCAGGGGGUUUCGAAGAAGACUGUCUUUCUUCUGUCCCAAGUUACAAUCUUGGCUUGAACACUUCUUACUCUUUCUUCCGUAACUCCGGUUUACCGGCUUAUAUGAGCACCGGUUUAUUCUCAGCUGAAAAUAAUCUCGGUUUUCUUCCCGGUAAUAUUCAAGUGGGAUCAGAAAUCAAUAAGCCACAUGAUCAAUUCAUGGACUUCCAAGCUGAUAAUGGUGGCUUAUUCUGUCCUGAUUCCAUCAAACGUAUCUUUAAUCCAGAAGAUCUCCAGGCACUUGGUGUUGGUGGCGUUGAGAACCAGAGCCACUUGAUGACACCCCAAGCUAAUCCAGCAAUAGGACCGGUUGAGAUCAACGGUUUAGAAGAUCCAACGUUGAGUAAAGUUGGAAAACUCUCCCCUGAGCAAAGGAAAGAGAAGAUUCGUAGGUACAUGAAGAAGAGGAACGAGAGGAACUUUAACAAGAAAAUUAAGUAUGCGUGUAGGAAAACAUUGGCAGAUAGUAGACCAAGAGUUAGAGGAAGAUUUGCAAAGAAUGAUGACUUUGGUGAACCAAACAGACAAGCUUCUUCAAGCCAUCAUGAUGAUGAAGAUGAAGACGAUAUUAUGGGGGUAGUGAAGGAUGAGGAACAAUUGGUAGAUUCGUCAGACAUUUUUGCACACAUUAGUGGAGCCAAUUCCUUCAAGUGCAACUACCCAAUUCAAUCUUGGAUUUGAGUUCCCAAGUACCACACCACAAUAACACAUGAAUCUUAAUUAUAGUCUUAUAUAGUUAUCUAAAUUUUAUUUUCUAUAGAGUUAUAACUUGUCUAAUAAUAAAUAAAAAUCUAAGCAAAAUAAAUAAAAUAACAAAUAAAGAUAAUGAAUAAAUGGGUUAAGGAAGGUUCGGAUAAAUAAAACAGUAGUAGUGAGUGAGUAAGGUUUAAUUAUGUAACGUAGAAAUUCCAAAAUUUUGUAGAUACAGUAUGUUACAUUCCCAUAUAAUAUUGAUAUGUGAUAUCUUGUAUUUGAUAUAUACUGUAGUUGGGUUGUAUUUUAUCACCUGUGAACACUUUACAUUAAAAUCAG
This is a messenger RNA of Capsella rubella, 1788 nucleotides long. RefSeq names its product two-component response regulator-like PRR1. Gene Ontology annotation, molecular function: protein binding. NCBI's taxonomy places the organism in Eukaryota, Viridiplantae, Streptophyta, Magnoliopsida, Brassicales, Brassicaceae. The coding region runs from base 232 to 1437 and encodes 401 amino acids. Gene Ontology annotation, biological process: regulation of flower development. The transcript has 5 exons. The record is from RefSeq and is a predicted model, not a curated record. Gene Ontology annotation, cellular component: nucleus.